This is a messenger RNA of Branchiostoma floridae (Florida lancelet), 814 nucleotides long. RefSeq lists its product as uncharacterized. The record is from RefSeq and is a predicted model, not a curated record. Bases 3 to 281 code for a protein of 92 amino acids. Lineage: Eukaryota; Metazoa; Chordata; Leptocardii; Amphioxiformes; Branchiostomatidae. The transcript is spliced from 2 exons.
GGAUGUACUUGAAACUUCUGAUCCUGCUGGUCCUAGCAGCGGCCAUCAUUGCCGACGUCGCCGCUCAAGAAGAACCACCUGGUGGUAUGGGGAAGGGGGUGGUUUCGGCCUUCGUGGCCGUGGUGUCGGCGGGAGACCCGGGCUCUAUGCCGACGGUCACGUCGCCGAAGCUCGCAAGCCUCGAGACCUGGGAGACGCCGAUGUUGCUCCAAAUGGAGACGGUGAAGAAGGCAAAAGAAAACAAGCGACUGGGGUUGCCUCCUAUAUAUACUGGACGCUGAAAUGGAGCUUUGGAAGCUCUACAAUACAUAAAGGUACUGCAAAUUAGUACGGGCGUGAUCAUAUAGGUCGUGGGAUCGUCGUACGAUCGCUAACUUUUGGCAUUUUGGAGGACAAAAAUGUACGUCUCCUACAACUACAACCCUCAACAGUCUUGAUACACAAAAUGCUGUCUUACCUGCAGACUAUAGCUAGCUAUAUAGAAAUUCUUGCAAAUGCGUUUGAUGACUGCGAGAACAGGCUAGUAUUGUAAGUUUGUAACCUUUAAUUCUUGAGAUAACUACACAUUUUGCUAUACUUCCCAUAGUAUUAUAUGCAUUACGGAGAAAUAUUUAUUAUCACUGUGUUGUCACCCUUGUAGCGAUAACAACAUGAUUUCAAGGCUUGUUUACAAUAGCGUGAAUCAGUGAAAUAAUUGUUUAUACUGUAUUGAUCCUGAAGAAGGCGACAGUGGUCGUCAAAAAUGUGAUUCGUGUAGACCUCUCUCAUGGAAGAAAUUUUAGCAUUGUGCUAUAAUCAUUGUUAUAUCAAAGUU